AUGAAAAAAGUAGCUGAUAAAAUAGAUCAUUCCUCAACAUUAAGAACUAAUAUUCCUGCAGGAAUGGCUACAGCAGGCCCUCCUCUAGGACCAAUGUUGGGAACACGCAAUAUUAAUAUACCUACUUUCUGCAAGGAUUUCAAUGAACGUACUGCAAAUAUUAAGCAAGGAGUCCCCUUGCCGACCAGAGUUAAAGUUAAUGCGGAUAGAUCAUAUCAGUUAAUUAUCCAUCAGCCACCUUCCACUUAUUUUCUCAAACAAGCUGCAGGUGCAAGCAAAGGUGCAAUGGAACCAAUCAGAGAAAUUUGUGGUAAAGUAACAUUAAAACAUAUAUAUGAAAUAGCAAAAAUUAAGGCUCAAGAUCCACCUCUUGAAUGGAAACCAUUAAAGGAAAUCUGUGUAAUGCUAAUAGCAACAGCUAGAACAUGUGGUAUUGAAGUCGUAAAGGAGCUUGAUGCUAAGGAAUAUGCACAGUUUCUUGAAGAAAGGAAAAUCAAAAUUGAAGAACAAAAGAAAAUGUUACAAGAAAAGAGAGAAGCUAAAAUGUUGCGAACUGCU
Brenthis ino (lesser marbled fritillary) is the source of this 558-nucleotide messenger RNA. Lineage: Eukaryota; Metazoa; Arthropoda; Insecta; Lepidoptera; Nymphalidae. The record is from the annotation of a GenBank genome assembly.